This is a messenger RNA of Somion occarium, 1221 nucleotides long. NCBI's taxonomy places the organism in Eukaryota, Fungi, Basidiomycota, Agaricomycetes, Polyporales, Cerrenaceae. The record is from the annotation of a GenBank genome assembly.
AAUGGAAGUCCCGCCUCUGGUUAUGCUUAUUUGCAUUGUGGCUGAUAUGAUCGACCGACGGGCCGAGGGUAGACGCAACAAUCAGCCCUCGUUAACUUCGUAUUAACUCAAUGCUGGUAUCUACCCUCUAGUCCUCCCGACUUUCACUGCGUAAUGGCUAACAGCCUCACCGAUGAGUGCACCCCUUUCAAGCGGGAGUACGACUCGUGCUUUAAUGCCUGGUUUGAAGGCUAUCUGGAACCUGCAGUAGCUGCAAGUCCAGAGCAGCGCAGCAAGUACUCUCAAGAGAAGGCAGCUGAGUACGAGCGUGACUGUGGAAAGAUUUGGACUCAAUAUCGGGAAUGCGUUCAGAAAGCCGUGAAGGACAAGGGACUUGACACUCUUUUAGAACAAGCUCGACAGGAAAAUCCUCUUAAGGAACCUCCCACUAUACCUAAACCAGACAGAACGUAGUUCGCCGUUGAUUGUUCGAUGGCGAGUGCUCUAUCAUCGUCCCGCCGGCAGGGUACGUUGCACGUCGGAUUAUCUUUACUUUAUCAUGACCAUAAUAUAGUAGACCUUGUUUCGGGUUCCGACACCUAAUGUCGAGACAUCUAUGCAUCACUUUCUAGUGAUUGUUCUCGUGGCGACUUCAUUCGAGGUUGCCUCCUGGUAACAUACCACUCCCGGCGGCGUAUUCUGAUGGUUAUAGAAUAUUCCCUUGUUGUCAUUCAUAACUCUUGCCUUGUUUGUCUACGGAAUGCCACAUUUAUCGUCGCAUCCAACGCGUGAUUCCCUCGUUGCCUCCGUAGUGUUUGGUUCGCGAUGGUUCACGAUGUCGUGUAUUUCCAACGUUCUGAUGUGGUUUCAUUUUGCCGUGUGCACUUCGAAGGGUGGCUUAUUUUCUACACAAUAACAGUCUCGGCAGCGUCAGCCCUUGGCCGACCCAUUCAUUACUAUACGAAGGUAUACAGGAGUGGAUAUAAUGUAGAAUCUACGAGAAGGCUGUGAAUCGAUAUUUUGACUACGAGAACAAGGAAAGCAAACGGACGAUAAAUAUACACAUGAGAAGUAUACUAGGGGCAGUGACGACAAGAACGAAAGUCCAUGAAGAUUGUUACAAUCGAAGUCCGACGGAGAUGAUAUAAGAAGUGUCUAUGGAACAACCGAUAGUCCAGAUAGAAAGAGUUCGACGAAGCCUUGAAGGCUUUAGCAAAUUCGGAAUUUGCAGGGUGAUUAGGC